Messenger RNA from Sardina pilchardus (European sardine), 1179 nucleotides. Its product is annotated as gamma-glutamyl hydrolase-like. Bases 175 to 1119 code for a protein of 314 amino acids. The record is from RefSeq and is a predicted model, not a curated record. Lineage: Eukaryota; Metazoa; Chordata; Actinopteri; Clupeiformes; Clupeidae. Gene Ontology annotation, molecular function: gamma-glutamyl-peptidase activity. The transcript is spliced from 10 exons. Gene Ontology annotation, cellular component: vacuole. Gene Ontology annotation, biological process: tetrahydrofolylpolyglutamate metabolic process.
GAGGGGGUUUCAGCAGUCUGUAAAAGCUCUGCUUACUCUGUAAAAGGAUUACGCUCAUUGUCCUCUGUUGCUUCAAUCCUCCUGCAGUCCUUUAAGGGGAUCUUUGGGUAAAAGAUAAAGAGUAAGAUUGGGCGAGAGCAUCUGAUUGUGUGAUUUAAGCCUCUUGGAAGAAUCAUGAGGGUGCUCUCUCUUGCCUGCCUACUUGUGGCACUCUGUGGGAUACCUGCAGCCGUUGUUCCACAGAAUGACAAGAAAAGAAAUGAUAGGCCAAUCAUCGGGGUAUUGGCACAAGAGUUAAAAUAUCCUGAGCCAAAGCGUAAUUCCUACAUUGCUGCAUCUUACGUCAAAACUCUGGAGGCUGCAGGGGCUCGUGUCGUGCCUGUGAUGGUCAAUCGGUCUGAAGAAGAAUACCGCCAGUUGUUCAACUCUAUCAAUGGUAUUCUUCUCCCGGGCGGAGCUGCAAACCUUAUGACAUCAGGAUAUGCUAAAGCAUCUCACAUCUUCUACAAAUUUGCUUUGGAGGCCAACUCCCAGGGCGAUUACUUUCCAAUUUGGGGUACUUGUCUGGGAUUUGAACAGCUGUUGGUCAUUACAAUUGGAGAAAAUCCACUGUGUCUAACUAACACCAGUGGAGUGUCUCUGCCAUUGGAGUUUACAAAAGAUGCCGCUGAGAGCAAACUCUUUAAAGAUUUCCCAUCUGAGGUGAUGACCUCUCUGGCAACUGAGAACAUCACAGUGAAUUUCCAUAAAUGGAGCAUCUCCAUGGAGAAUUUCACCAAGAGUGAGGAGCUGAGAAGCUUCUACAAAGUCUUAAGCACCAAUACAGAUGGGAAAACAGAGUUCAUUUCAACAAUGGAGGCAUACGACUAUCCUAUAUAUGGAGUCCAGUGGCAUCCAGAGAAAAAUCCGUUUGAGUGGAGUCGGACAUACUACCCUCACACACCAUCUGCAAUCAAAAUGUCCUUCUACAUGGCAGACUUCUUUGUCAAUGAGGCAAAGAAAAGCUUACAUUCCUUUGCCAGUGAAGAAGAAGAACUGAAGCAUCUGAUCCAGAACCACCACCCAGACUUCUCAGGUGCUGAUGGCUCUUCGUUCCUGCAAAAGUAUUAUUUUGAGUAAACCAAAAUAAAUGUAUGGACAUAUCAUAAAUAAAAAAAUGUAACAAGAAAGACAAGGCCC